AUGGGUUGUGCAGUGAGUAGAGAUAAGGAAGCCAUCGAGCGGUCGAAAAAUAUCGACCGAGCCCUGCGUGCCGACGGUGAACGGGCGGCCAGCGAGGUGAAGCUGCUGCUGUUAGGAGCGGGCGAGUCGGGUAAAUCGACGAUCGUAAAACAGAUGAAAAUCAUCCACGAAACCGGCUACUCGACGGAAGAAUGCGAACAGUACCGGCCGGUCGUGUAUAGCAACACCAUACAGAGCCUGAUGGCGAUCAUCCGGGCGAUGGGGCAGUUGCGGAUCGACUUCGCCGACCCAAGCAAGACUGAUAUCGCGCGCCAGUUCUUCACGUACGCCUCGGCCACCGAAGAGGGCGAGCUGACGCCGGAGCUUGUCUCGCUGAUGAAGAAGCUCUGGACCGAUCCCGGUGUCCAGCUGUGCUUCUCCCGUUCGCGCGAAUACCAACUGAACGAUUCGGCCGCCUAUUAUCUGAACUCGUUGGACCGGAUCUCUCAGCCGAACUACAUCCCCACGCAACAAGACGUGCUAAGGACGCGCGUCAAGACGACCGGCAUCGUCGAGACGCACUUUAGCUUUAAGUCCAUACAUUUCAAGAUGUUCGAUGUAGGUGGUCAGCGAUCGGAGCGAAAGAAAUGGAUACAUUGUUUCGAAGGGGUGACGGCCAUCAUCUUUUGCGUGGCACUGUCAGGAUACGAUCUGGUGCUGGCAGAGGACGAGGAAAUGAACCGUAUGAUCGAAUCGAUGAAGCUGUUCGAUUCCAUAUGCAACUCGAAGUGGUUCGUCGAAACAUCCAUCAUUCUGUUCUUGAACAAGAAGGACCUGUUCGAGGAGAAGAUUGUCCGAUCCCCGUUGACUAUUUGUUUCCCAGAAUAUAACGGUUCAAACACGUACGAGGAAGCAUCGAGCUACAUUCGGAUGAAGUUCGAAAAUUUGAACAGACGAAAAGAUCAGAAAGAAAUCUACACCCACCUAACGUGCGCUACCGACACCAGCAACAUUCAGUUUGUGUUCGAUGCCGUCUCGGAUGUGAUCAUCAAGAAUAACCUUAAGGACUGUGGGCUGUUCUAA
Messenger RNA from Anopheles nili, 1062 nucleotides. RefSeq names its product G protein alpha i subunit (gene Galphai). The transcript is spliced from 5 exons. Gene Ontology annotation, biological process: adenylate cyclase-modulating G protein-coupled receptor signaling pathway. The record is from RefSeq and is a predicted model, not a curated record. Gene Ontology annotation, cellular component: heterotrimeric G-protein complex. Bases 1 to 1062 code for a protein of 353 amino acids. NCBI's taxonomy places the organism in Eukaryota, Metazoa, Arthropoda, Insecta, Diptera, Culicidae. Gene Ontology annotation, molecular function: GTPase activity; GTP binding; G protein-coupled receptor binding.